AUGGCGUUCAACUUCAACUGGUCGCCGUUGAUGGCCGACGCGGGCUUUUACACCCGCGCUCAGGACCUGUUAACGGCGGCGUUGAACAAAUCGCCAAAGCCGCCUAUUAUUGUCGACGAUAUCAAAGUUACAGAGUUGAACUUAGGUUCCAUACCGCCGGAUCUGGAAAUUCUCGAAGUUGGCGACCUUGCCGAGGACCGGUUUCGCGGUAUCUUUAAGAUGUCAUAUAACGGCGAUGCGUUUUUGACAUUGAAGACAAGAGUACAGGCGAAUCCUUUGAAUACAUUCCUAGUUACUCGGCCGUCUUUCGCAUCUCCGAAGCCGUUGGCUGCCGCCUCCGGCUUAACCAUUCCACUACAGAUUACGCUCUCGGAGUUUCGAUUAUCGGGAUUCGUCGUGCUGGUCUUCUCCAAACAAAAGGGAAUCACCGUCGUGUUUAGGAACGACCCUCUUGAAUCGUUGAAGGUAUCAUCCACAUUCGAUUCAAUCUCCUUUGUUCGGGACUACUUACAAAAGGCGAUUGAGGGUCAGUUGCGCGCUCUUUUUAUGGACGAAUUGCCUGCUAUUAUCCAUCGACUAUCAUUGCGACUGUGGGUGCCAGAGUAUCGCGAUAGAGAAUCAGAAUCAGUCAAUACUUUAGAUCUGUCAUCGGAAUCAGGUCCCGGCCAAGAUCCUCUUGCAAGCCCUCCUCAGGACCCCGUUGACGCAUCAGGAAAUGCGCUCAACCCAUCAGAGGUCGCUUCAUUAUCGCUGGACUCCGGAGUCGAGAUUCAUAAUCUAUUUUCACACAAGAAUUUGCUUCGACUGGCUGCAUUGACUGACUCACAGCGCACCCUUUCGUUGUUCACACCAUCUAUCAAAGAUGUUGUAUAUAGGGCCUGGACCGCAUCGGCAGAACUUGGGGAAAGCAACACAUUGACAUCACCUACUAGCCCAGUUUUAUCCCGAACUCAUUCUCAUAUUGGUUCUCUGCAUUCAUUCGUCGACAAUGCUAGCACCAUAUCGAUGCAGAGCGGUGGAUCGAGCAACUUCAGCGGUUUUGGAUCAUAUUUAAGACCUGGCCGACACUCUCGGUCUCAUACAAAGAAGCGCAAGAAGCGAGUCGUUGACUUGCGGCGACCAAAGACCACAGAUGACGUGGAUAGUGUUAGCGGAGACAGUGUGUUCUCUUCUGAGAAUGCCACUAGUGCGCCUACGAUUUUCUCAUCUCCAGCUCACUUUUCCGAGGAAAAGAAUGAUGACCCAGUAACUCCACCACUUGGUCCUCAAAAUGAUUUGCAUUUGCCAACUAUUCACGAACGACGACGAAUUAGUCAAGGUGACCAGACCCUCCGGCGCUCUAAUUUAUCAAUGUCAGAGGCUGCGCAACCUUCUUCUAGUCGCUCGGCUCAAAUGAUUGCGGAAACCUGGCCAGAUCCAGACGCGACGCCACGCAAUACGAUCCGAUUGCCUAGCAACGACCGAGCAAGCAAUCGGUUCACAGCCGUAUCUCUGCCGAGCUCAGCAAUUCAAUAUACGCCAACGGUCCCUAUCAACAAUAACAACCCCAGGGAACAGGUCUGGCUGUCCAAAAUGGCAGCUGAAUUGGCUCGCAGAAUGCAAGAACAAAAAAUUGAUCCUUCCGGAUCAAGGCCAUUCCCAGAUUUCUGGGAUGAUCAUAGCCGAGAGGAAAUUCCACCUCCUGCCUAUGGCCACUAA
Talaromyces marneffei is the source of this 1698-nucleotide messenger RNA. RefSeq lists its product as uncharacterized. Gene Ontology annotation, biological process: mitochondrion organization; phospholipid transport. The transcript has a single exon. Gene Ontology annotation, cellular component: ERMES complex. NCBI's taxonomy places the organism in Eukaryota, Fungi, Ascomycota, Eurotiomycetes, Eurotiales, Trichocomaceae. The record is from RefSeq and is a predicted model, not a curated record. Gene Ontology annotation, molecular function: lipid binding. The coding region runs from base 1 to 1698 and encodes 565 amino acids.